UAUUCACUCACAGGAAAAUUUAAGCAAUUAAUAAGCAGUUUCUAGCUUAUUAGCCAACUUAAUUCUUCAGAAAAAAAAAAAAAAAAAAAGGAAGAAGAGAGAUUGGCUAGCUUGCUUCCAUGGAUUCAAAGAAGUCUAACAAGAUCAGAGAGAUUGUUAGGCUCCAACAGAUCCUCAAGAAAUGGAAAAAGCUAGCAAAUGCUCCCAAAAACACCACUACAGCUACUACUUCUUCUGCAAGCAAUAACAGCAGCAACACCAGCAAAGGCAUGAAAUUCAUAAAGAGAACUCUGUCUUUCUCUGAUGUUUCUGGAGCUUCAUCAAAUUCAAAUAAUGAUGUUGUUCCAAAAGGAUUUCUUGCUGUUUGUGUUGGGAAAGAGCUCAAGAGGUUCAUCAUCCCAACGGAGUACUUGGGCCACCAAGCCUUUAGGAUUCUGCUUCAAGAAGCUGAAGAAGAAUUUGGGUUCCAGCAAGAAGGAGUUCUCAAGAUUCCGUGCGAAGUCCCUGUCUUUGAAAAGAUCUUGAAGGUUGUGGAAGAGAAAAGGGAGGUUCUCUUCUUGCAUGAGUUCGGAUUCAAUGCAGACAAGGACAAGAAUGGCUGCUGCUCUUCACCUUCUGAUUGUGAUCGUACACCUUCUCAUCAUCCCCAAAUGUGUAGAUGAUUAUUAUUGAUCACACCUUGUUUUUCUUCUUUGAUGAUCAAUAUAAUUUUUUUUUUUUUUUUUUAACCUUUUUGGGUUUUAUUUUUCUUGUUCUGUGAAGUUUAUGUAUGGGAAGAAAAAAGAGAAGGGUGAGGUUAGUGGAGGAUUUAGCUAUAGGG
Ziziphus jujuba (common jujube) is the source of this 820-nucleotide messenger RNA. Its product is annotated as protein SMALL AUXIN UP-REGULATED RNA 51. The transcript has a single exon. The record is from RefSeq and is a predicted model, not a curated record. The coding region runs from base 120 to 662 and encodes 180 amino acids. Gene Ontology annotation, biological process: response to auxin. NCBI's taxonomy places the organism in Eukaryota, Viridiplantae, Streptophyta, Magnoliopsida, Rosales, Rhamnaceae.